This is a messenger RNA of Motacilla alba alba, 11488 nucleotides long. RefSeq names its product shisa like 1 (gene SHISAL1). The coding region runs from base 549 to 1151 and encodes 200 amino acids. The transcript is spliced from 5 exons. NCBI's taxonomy places the organism in Eukaryota, Metazoa, Chordata, Aves, Passeriformes, Motacillidae. The record is from RefSeq and is a predicted model, not a curated record.
CCUCCGGGCGGCUCUGCCUGUCCCCGAGCCGGGACAGGGCCCCGCGCUGCGAUGUCCCCGGCCGAGGCGAGGAGCCCGCUCCGUACACGACAGGAGCGCCGGGGGCCGGGGAAGUUUCCCUUAGGGACAGCGGAGGCAGCGCGACGAGAGGCGGAGCAGCGGCCCCGUCGCUCCAGCUGCGCUAGGGGACGUGUGUGGGAGCAGGGAGGCACCUGGAGAGCCUGCCCAGGUGGAGCGAGAACAGCUGGUUCGAGCGGGGGUGGGGGAGGAAGAGAGAAGGUGGAGAAGCGGGCGGGGACAGGAGGGGAUGGGGGAGCCAGGGUAGGAGGUGGCAGUAGCUUCUGUGCAUCGGUGCCUCGUCCCCGCGCUCGCCGGCCGAAACGCCGUGCUCUGCUCCCCGAGGUCGGGGGUGCCACCUCUGCCGAACCCGGCCACACGCCGGAGCCGCGCUCUCCUUCGUGGAUUCGCCGUGCAACUAUCGGGAAAAGUGGCUGUGCGCGGGCAGCGACUUAGCGCAAGGUAAUUCUCUAAUGGACCAAUGAAAGCUAAUGAUGACAAGUUGUGGUCAACAGUCCUUGAAUGUGCUGAUGGUUCUGCUCUCAUUACUCUUGUCAGCAGUGUUGUCUGCGCAUUUUCGGGUCUGCGAGCCAUACACGGACUACAAAGGUCGCUACCACUUUGGCUUUCAUUGCCCCCGUCUUUCUGACAAUAAAUCUUACAUCUUUUGCUGUCACCAUAACAACACAGUGUUUAAAUAUUGUUGCAAUGAGACAGAAUUUCAGACUGUUAUGCAGAUGAACUUAACAGGGAAUGCAGAUGGAUAUAUGCAUAACAACUACAGUGCACUGUUGGGAGUGUGGAUCUAUGGCUUUUUUGUGGUGAUCUUACUGAUACUGGACCUUUUAUAUUACUCUUCAAUGAACUAUGAUAUUUGCAAAUUUUACCUGGCCCGCUGGGGAAUCCAUGGAAAGUGGAUGACACCGGGACAGAGCCGAUGGAUUAACUCUGCUCAGGACCCAAGACAGACACAGCCUCAGCCAGAGACACAGCCUCAAAUUCAGCCCCAGCCUCGAACAUCACAGACAGUACACACCUUAAAAGGAGAUGCUUUAAGCCCACCCCUGGUCUCUUUUCAGAGUACAUCUGCCUGAAAAUUAUAUUGAUGUGCCUCAAGAUGGGAGAGGUAAGACCAGACUUCAAGGAGUAGCUUUCAAGAAAAUCAACUAAAUUACAAGAGCUGAAAAAAAUAUGGAUAAGCAGGAGAGAGAAAGACUGAAAGAUGAAGAUUGACCAACUCACCUGAAGACAGACACCAUUCAAACAACUUCUACAGGCAAAUGAAAUAGAAUGAGUCUCCAGGAGAAAGUAGUCUGUAAGCAAUAUUUUAAUUCUAGACUGACGCUAUUAUCUCUGAAAGGAAGAAAUCAUAUUCAUCAUAUCUGUGAAAAUGCUCAGUAGGAAGAAAAUUACAUUGCUGUCGCAAAGCCACACAAAGGUGGAAAACGACCACAAGACAAACCUUUGGUAGAUAACUUUUCUUUGCCUCCCCAUCCAUCAAUUGCCAUUUGAGCCUAAUCUCAGCCUAAGUGUCAGAAUCCUGAAUGUGAGUUUUUCCAAAGUUCUCUGGUGAACAUUUUGUCACAAUAGGGUAAAUGCUGGUAAUCCACAUCACUGUUAACCAUAUUGUCCUAUGUAUUGCAAAAGUAAGCAGAGCCCUUUCAUUGAGUCAGACUGCAGGGUAACUUCAACCAUAAUGCACGUUUUUAGAUCACUGGCAAUGACUCUGCUAAGACUAUCCGAGCCCAUCUUAAAUUCAGGUUCUUGUAGAGGGCAACUUUAUUAGGAUACAACACAAUUCCACCCCUAUACUCCUUGAAGCUGAAAGCGAAACAGAAAAAAAAACAACAAACUGUAUAUUUCAAAAGCAAUAAUACCAUUGUCCUCCUCCUUUCCAAGGCAAUAGUCGGAUUCCCUAAGCCACUGCCUGGCUGCAGAGUUUACCCCACACAAGUCUCAGAAUCCAUUUGUAAGCCAGAAAGGCAAUGACUUUGCCAUAGAGGUAUGUGGAGCACUUGAUCACUGGGUUGCAAUAGGUCAACUUAACUUUACACAGGGCAGGGUUAUUUUAAAAUACAGUACCAAUUACAUGAGCAAAUCCUGUGAAAUUCAGUUAUUAAGAUAUUUGCAUGGAGAACCUGGCAGUGACAAGUAAACAGAGGAGUUCAUCUAGAAAUCAUAACACAAAGCCAGUGUUUGCCAGUUUAAUCCUUCAUGUCUAAUAUUUUGUCCUGCAAAUCUCAGUAACUUUAAAAUAACCUUACAUUUUACCAUUUAACCACAACACGAGGAACACCUUGUUAAUGAAUAACCAAGUGUUUCUUUUGUACCUCUUUGACUGAAUGAACUUUAGUUUUCUGUUGAAUUCAGAGGGGACACUCUUCUCAGUGAUUUGAGUUAGUUCAUGACUACUGGAGUUCAGGAUGGUAUGUGACUAAAACUAUGAAGGAAUAAAAAGCAUUGGAAGACUCAACACGGCUGGACACCAUAGGAGUGGAAGCUCAGUCUUCAAAUAAAACCCAGUCUGAGUAGGAUGCCAACAUGCACGUGCCCCUUUUCUCUGUAAACCAACAACUAAACAUCACUGAGGUAUCACUGAGUAAGGGCAGGCAGCGCCUAAAAGAACAAAUUCACAGGUGGGAGUGCCACCCUGCAGGCAUGAAACUCCAUCCUGUCCCAGGAAAACUUGAAGCCUGGCCCACUCUCACUCAACACGGAAGCUCCUGCACACCCCUCCAGCUUGGCGAGACCUAAGGGAGCUGCCACAGUGCACCUGGGGUAUUACACCUGUGUUACACCUUAGGAAGUCUCCAAGAAAAGCAGAGCAAACCAAGUAACUGGAGGUGGUGCCAUCCAUGCCAACAUCAUACUCCUCCACACUUUCUUGUUGGCUCCAAGAUCCAUAACCCCUGCAAAUACCCAAAAAAGUAUCCACAGUAACCAGUGUGGUGCUCUGCAGUAACUGCUUGGUCCUUUUACCUUCUCCCAGCACCUACUUUUGUUGUGAGGUGAUGACUGCCUCAGAGAGCUUUGGAAAAAGCUUAUGUUCAUAAAGGAAUUUGUAUUAGAUACUGGUUUGUGUGACUUACUGUAUUUUGUAAGGGGUUUUUUCCCUUUGGGAAUUGUGUGUUAUUAAUGAGCAGUUUUAUGCUUUACUUUCAGUACAUGUAUACCUUGUAAUGGAUGUGCUUUUUGUUUGUUUGUUUUCUUUUAUUCUCUAUACAGAGCCAGUAAAUAUAAGGUAGAUACUCUCUGGCUGAAAUUCUGAUUUUGCCUACCAAUUAAUUUAUGGAUAAAUCCAUGUCGUAGCUGGUGAACAAUUUUUCAUCAAUUGUCUUGUUAUAAUCACCUGAUAGUCUCUCCACUUGAGCAGAAUAAAAGAUCCUGAAUAAGAGUAAUGCUAGUUGGGCCUUAAAUUAGAGGGAAAUAGUAUACUACAUAUUUCCCUACCAUCAUUUCUAUCAGCCCUUCUUCCCUGCUGUUGGGACACUGGAGAAGAGCCACCUGAAACCUCAUCCACCUCUGUAGCUGUGCUCUGAUAUCCCCCUGCAUUUACUUGAUCAAAACUAUGAUGGACCAGAUAAACUGCAAUGAAUUUUUUAGUUAUUUCUGCAGAGAGACUGGUUCAAAUGCAAUCCUUCUCUAAAAGAAAUUAUCUGGACUAAAAUAAUUGUAUUGUUCUCUAUGUCCAUUCUGAGAUGUUUGGAAAAAUAAGAGAUCUGAAAUUAACACUUUAAAAAGUGCAUAUACCUCCUGUGUGACAAUGGCAGCUAUCUCAGUGGCUGUUAGGGACCUUCCUGCUCCAGAAGCCCCUUCCCCUGCCCAAAUAAUUUCCUAUCUUCUGUUUCACUGAGAACUGUGUCCAACUUCUUAGUAAUUGCUGUGUAUAACGUGGACAUAAAAAGAUAAGUUAUAAAGCUUGUGCAGGACUUGAUGUUGUAAUUUAACCAUCUUUUGUGCCUGGUUAUGGAUUUUACAAAAAACAGAGUGAAAAUAAUCCGCCCUCUUAAUGUAUAUUUCAGCAUAUUGUAGCAGCUAUUUUAGACACAUAUUUUUUAUAGUUUUACUACAGCUAUGAUUUCUGCAUGAGGACAGUCCAUUUGAAGAAGCGGUGAAGUUAACAUGUCAAAAUGAUUUUUUAAAGUCUGUUCUAUUCCACCUGUGACUGUAUAUGAAAAGUAAAGCAACAAAAACAAAACCUCAACCACUGCUGGGAAGAAACACCUUUUCUCAGCUUCAGAAGUUCUCUUCUGUAAGACAGGCAUUUCUUCUAGUCCUCCUUUUACAAAAGUAGUAAAUUACUAAGAAAAUAAUAUAUAUACAGUACAAUAGUCUAUUUUGAUAGUCAGCAGACUCUUUUAGGCUAAUUAAGCUAACUAGAAAUUGUAGGGUUGCAGUGAUUUCUCUUUAUUGAUACAUUGAUGAUAAUCCUGUUUCCAUAAUACUUGGUGUUUGAAGUCAGCACAUGCCAGGGUCCAGUGAUUUGCUAAUCUAGUUUCUGGUCUAAUCCUGUCCUAUUUUUUGCUGAAUUCUCUGACUUCAUAUUAUGACUCAUGUUGUCUUUCUAAAGUGAUUGCCAAGCAAACCAAAAAUGUGUUUUACACUGCUAUUGCACUGCUCUUGUCUUUAUAUACAGUAGUUUUUAUAAAGAUGUCCUUAGGUUUUAAUAAAUGAGUGUAACAUAAACUAAUCUCUGUAAUAAAACUUGCUUUAGUGUUUCAAAGGCUGUCUGGAAUAGCUGUAGAGAUUUGAGCUUCUAAGCAUUUCAAUAGCUUCAAAAUUCAUGGCUUCCUUUCCCUCUGCAGGAAAUCCCCAGAUACCAGAACUCCAUAGUCUUUACAAGGGUAAAAUGAAGAGAGUAUAUUUAACCAAAAGAAUGGACUUAGAGAUUGGGGGAAGGGGUUCCCUUCCCAAGGAAGAAGCCAAACCACACCAUUAAAAAAACCACUAAGGCCAUGGCAUUAAGGAAUACAUGUUCCAUUUAGUCUGCUUCACAUUUCCAGCCUUUGCUGAUACAAGAUAUUUAAGAGGGAAGUGUGGGACACUGAAGAAAGAUUGCUAAGAAAUAAACAUAAUCUUUCCACUACUCGAGGCAAGCUGAGAAGGCCAAACUGCAACUGAGCAGAAAGAAAGCAACAUUUUGACUUUCAUACAUAAAGUACUGUGUCCCACAUGGCUCACCUCCCCUCCUGAGGCAAACACAGUUUAGUUUGCUCUGUACAGAAAGGCAGGACCAACAAUUCUCAGAGAACUUAUCUCUGGGAUAAAUUCUCAGGGAAAAGAGAUUUAAUUUGUUCUUUGCUUCCAGGCUGAAGGAUUUGGACAAUUUCCCCAGAAAGUUUCAGAUUUUCUAAACACUCUCUCAAGUCUCUUCAUCCCCUGUUGUUUAGGAGGCAUCAUCGCCAGUGUUCCCAAAAUACUAAGAGCUUUGAGCUGAAAUUUCAAUUCUUCUAUUAGUAAAAGGGAGUAUUUUUGACAACAUCACCUCUUGGAACACUCUGCUUCCUUUUACAGAAAGAGUUCUUGCUCUGUCCUGCUGCCCCCAAGCUUUAGUUUUCCUCAGCUGUUUUCCUGCUCAGCACUUGCUGUUCUUGGCCCACCCCAAAUCCGACUGAAGUCCUGGCAUUUAUACACAGCAUGUACCUUUUCCCAUUAGAAAUUAUCAUUUCAGCAUCAGAUCACUAGCCUCAGACUAGAGACUCUGCUGUGGGAAUAUACCUAAACCCUCAAAAAUAGAUUUUUAAAGCCAAAUUUUAAAGGAAGGAUGAGAAAUCCUUUGUAAUGUCACUUCAUGUGCCAGAGUGCAUUUCUGGAGCUUCUAUAACAAAGCACAUGAGCUCUAAGUAGAAAAGGAUCAUUUUCAUUAAAGCAACACUUCAGUCAUUCUUAGGGGUUUUGCAACUGUAAGAGACUAUAAUUGCACUCCACUGUGCUAAAAUUUAUGGAAGGCAUUACAGAAAGAAAGACAACAAAAACAGCUUUAAAAAUACAUAAAUGUGUAAAAUUACAAAUAAUUGCAACCCAUUCCCCUUCUCAAACUGCACCUGCAAUUGUGAAAACAGUUAAAUAUAUGAGACAAGGGAUAUAAAUCAAUGGAUUGGGUGUGUUAUAGCUCCCUCACCAAGUUUCAACAAUUUUUAUUAUGUGCUUCUAGUAAUUGAGUAAGGGUUAUAUUCAGCACAUUAUGCUCACCAGGAACAGCUUUUAUAUACCAAGGAGCAAAUUAAAUACUCCUGGAAUUUCCAUGGGAGAUGUUAAAAUGCUGAUGUUGACUUACAGACUGCCAUUAUCACCAAGUUAAAAACUAACAGGAGCAUCACCAUCAGUUCCUUUAAACUGUUUAUUCUUACUAGAAAGCAGAGACUUCAUUGAUUUUCUGGUUGCUCACACAUACAGAAGGACAAGGAGAGAAAAGAGAGCUAAGAUUUGAUUUUUAUUUCCAAGAAAACAAAACCCUGUCACUCACCCAAGCUAUUCCAAACAAUUAGUUUAAUAUCGAAAAUGAAAAAACAUUACUUUGGGGAGGGGGGCAGGAAACAUACCAAUACAUUAGGUAUGAGCAGCUACUGCUGCUGCUUUGCUGUAGUGAGAAUUAGCAAUGACAAUUGGGUUUAAAUCCUUAGUGUUCACAACACACAAAUGAAAAAAGCUUGAUCUAGGUAACAUUUGAGAAUACUCUCCCCUUAGCCAACUACAGAGAUUUAAUUUAAGGCAUUUAUGGGAAUUACAUGGGUUUUGUUUGUUUUGACUGACUUGUAGUUACUGCUUAAAAAUGCUGUUUUUUCAGGUAGGGCUACUGAAAACAGCUGAAAUCUUUGAAACAUCUGAAAAGCUGUGUCCCAUUUUACCUCAAGGCUUUUGCUGCCCAGCAUAAAGCCUACCUCCUCUGCUCUCCAGUAUUUGCUGUCCUGAGAAGUAAGAAUAUUGCAUCAUACUACCAUUACUAUGCAGUAUCAAACUGUUCCCUGUAAAGCCGCCUUCCUCAAGCAUUCCUGGCUUUUGUUGGAAGAAUUUAUGUUGCAAAAUGCUGCUGGGGUGGGUGGGAGCACAGUAGGAAGUGCCACCUUCAGUGAGCUAGUGAUAGCUGGGGUUUGCUCUAUAAACUCCAUUAUCAUUUUAACCACACAGUCAACCUCCCAUUUCUCUGAGUGAAUGUGCUCACAGCAGCCACCAGAAAAAGCCAGUUGAGAAUUUAUCUAGCAAAGAGACACUGCAUCCUUGUGCUGUGUCUGCUAUUAUUAUGAAGAUAGAGGAGCUCAAAGACAUUUCACAACCUCUCCCUCUUUUCUUUGCAAGCUGCAUGGACGUUUGUUAAAGAAAUCAUCUCCACCUAAUAAAAAAACCUUAAAAGCCCCAAACUCUAAGGAAAGAAAUCAUGCAAUACUGUGAGUCUUACAGAUUUUGGUUUUUUAUAAUACCCACAGAAAUGCCACAUAAAUAAAAGGUACUGCUUAAGCCCCAGUUGCAUUUUUAUGGAGUUUCUAGGCUGUAGCUCAGUGGCACAGGAUGUGACUUCUGUUAGCGCUCUGCAUUCAUCAUUCCCCCCCUUUCACAUCUUCUCCCCACAGUGCCCAUAAACAAGGAGCACUCUAAGCAUGACAGGCAAUGAUUUUGCACUACUGGAGGUAGUGGGGGUGCUCCCACCCUCCCUGAGACCCAGCCAUGCCUCACGGCCCAUAGCAGAAACAGGCGAUCCCCCAGCCAGGGAAUAAUGUGCUUUGACUCCAUGAUUCAGGAGGCUGAACAACUGCUUUAUUAAGCUGUACUAUAUUACACUAACACUAUACUAAAUUACAUACUAAAAAGAUACUAUACUAAAGAAUACUUAAGAAAAACCCAUGACUGUCUGGAGACAGCCAGGACACAACUUUGACCCAAUUGGUCAAGGAAUCAAAACAACCUUCACCGGUGUCCAAUUAACAAAUCACUUUAGGUAAACAAUCUCCAUAACACAUUCCACAUGUGCAAAACUACAGGAGCAGUGAAUAGAGAUAAGAAUUGUUUUCUCUUCUUCUCUAAGCUUCUCACUGCCUUCCCCAGGAAAAAUCCUGGGAGACAGUUGUGCCUGCUGCUCUCUGUGAAGAGAGCUGUGGCCACACACGGCCCUCGGCAAGCAAAAACUUCUCUGCAAGGACCAACAUCUUCUUCUAAAGUAUUGUCCCUCCCAGUCUGUGCAGGGAGGUCUCUGCUCACCCAAGGCAUCUCUGACUUCUGCCUUUGGCUGGCUCCUCUGCCUAGGUCCUUCAGCAUUACACUGACAAAAGGGGAACCACAAGCAUUCAGAAAAAUGCCCAGAAGUGGAACUGAUUCAGGACAGAAAUAAAAGAGGAAUACUUGGACUACUUGAACACACUUGCAACUUCUGCUCCCAAUCUCCAGUGUUCAGACAACAGGAAAGCAAGCCAUGGGAGAACCACUGCUAUUAAGAAAUUUCCUUUCUUCUCAGCUGUAGGAUUGUAGGCACUAGGGUUUCCAACAGCCUUUUGCAGAGACACACGUUCCUUGCUAGCAGGAAUGGACAAUUUGGGCAAAUCCAGUUUUCUGUUUCACUUCUCCUUCUCAACGCUUAAAGAAAGAAUAUUUUGGCUGGAGUGUGCUCUUUCCUAACCAGCUGCAAAAUGCCAUUCCCUGCUGCAGCCCAAACUUGUGUAGUGAGUAGAGGCUCCCAAAUGCAAUUCUAACAUCAGCCCACACUGGAAGUCCAGUGUGCUCUGGAGUAAGCCUUAUUCCUGAAAUAGACUCUGUCAGAGCUGUGUAAAACUUGCAACCUGAUGCUAUGGGCAGAUUGUCACAUGGCCACUUCCCAAGGUUUGACCCAGGGUCCCUUUUGCUAUCCUCUCCUUCAGGGCACAAUCCCUGGAACACUGCCCUUCCCUUUGCCGGGUCUCCCCAUGUUGCAGGAGUGGUUUUCCAGCCCCAUCAUUCUCUGCCUCACUCCAUCACCAGGCAAUGAAGCACUUCCUUCUGUUUUUCAGGGAGCCAGGAACAUCUGCAUGCCCUAAACAAAGGAAGCAGUUUUUAAUUUAAGAGUGAGCUUUGCACCUGUGAUGCAAACCUAUACCCUGCUGCCCCAGUGCUACCUGGUUUACACCACAGGGUUGGGCUUUGGCUUUGCUGCUGAGGUGAAUUGAGGAGGCAAACAGGGAGCUGGCAAGCGCCAAAUAAAUUUGGAGCAGAGUACGGUAAAAAUAGCAGGAUCCGAAGAAGGUCAAGCUGUGCGCCUGGUUACUGUGAGCCCCUAAGCCAGAGGGAACCCUUGCCCCCUUGUUUGCACAUACCCAAGCAGCAGUCUCAUACUUCAGCCAGGCUCCUUUCCCAUGCAAAGUCAAACACCCAGAGAUCACCUCGGAUCAAAGGGAGCCGCCACUCACCCAGGGCAUGUGAGCACAAGCAUGCAAGUCUGCAAGCAUGAAGAAUGGUCUGGCUCAGACCCAGAAAGUUUCGGCCUGCUUGGCUGAGACUCUGUCUCUCCUCCUCUGUGCCAUGUCCCAUCUCAAGCCACUGGCUUGGUCAUCCCCUUCAAGCCUGUCUAACUUACAUAAUUAAUUCCUACAGUGCUGCUACAGGAAAAUGAGCACUACAAAUGGCUACUCAAAAGACACACAGAAAACUUCAGAACUAACAGGAAAAUAUAAAACUGAGUGGCAGGGGGCCUCUGCAAAAACAUGAAGCUUUUGCCAAAGCAACUGAGGGAUUUUUUGGGGUUUUUUCCCUCCAUUUCAGCCAAAAUUUCUCAUCCAAGAAAACCUAGCUUGGCAUACCCAAAGCCAUUGGUUUUAGCUGAACUACUCAUGGGUUUCCAUGUGAUUUGUAGCUCCAAGGUACAGAUCAGAGAGGUUGAGUGGGAUACAUUUGGUGGCAGCCAGGUCUCAGCAGUUCACUGUCACACCUGGAGCUUGUAGAACAUUCAGAGAAGAGGGUAUGAAGCAAAAGGUUGGGCUAUUUCUCACCACAGACUGUAUCAAAGAGAGGACACCAAGAAAAUUGCCCUCCCUGCAGAAUAUUGCACAGUCUUCCCUUCAGGCCCUCCUAGUAGGGACUUCUUGGGUGUAAAUAUGAGGGGUUUCUUCUAAUGUCUUCAUCUGAUCUACAUUAUCUUAUGUACGUCAAGACGCAUACAUAACAGUACAGCAAAUUCAAAUCCUCAGGGAAAGCUUUAUGAAAACUGCUGUGACUGAUGUAUUCCCAGCAUCUGCUGCUUUAAUCAUCUCUUGAUGGAAAAGAAAGGAGCUCAGCAACAGGCUGGUAAUUAAUUCUGCAACAAUACUCAAUAAGGAAAAGUUUGGUUUUAAUAAACAGAACAGAACUGCUGAUUUAAUGCAAACAUAUUCAGUUAGAAGGACAUCUCAAAAAUAUUUAUAUUAGAAGCAAGAACAAAGCAAUAACAACCACACUCUACGGGAAGUAUUGCUUGCUGUCUGGUGAUUAAUAAACCCCAGGAAAGAAUAAAAUGGAUGGUGUAAAUUUUUCUUCCCUGUUUUCCAUAAACUGAAACACACAAAGGAAAUAAAUGCCUAUGGUGAUACCAAAACCAAAAUUUUGCUGUGAACUUAUGUUAUUACAGGAAUGUCUUGAGAUGCCCCUUCCCAAGGAGCUCAAGUGAUUUCUUAUAAUGGUGAUAGAGGAACAAUGGGGAAGACUUCUAAAACAGUGGAGACUUAUCCAGUUUUUAUAAACUGUCUGUCAAGCAAAGGAAGUGUUCCUCCCCUGCCAGUCUCUGCGGCCGCAGCUCCAGCAGAAAGCAAUGGGAGCUCAGGCACAUGCAGUCUCAGUUAGCAGCAGCAGUUAGUCCCUACCAAAUAUGCUAAAGAAUGUGCUAAAAUUCAAUUGUAAUAUUUCUCCCCAAAACAUUUAGCUCAACAGGAAAUGCAAUGUCAUACGGGCAGUAAAAGUUUUAAUUUCUUUUCAUUAUCCUUUGUGUUUCAAUAAACUUUUGGAAAACAAGUUACAGAAUACUCCUGGAUGUUCAUCUCGAAAUUCUUCUUUUUUCUAAAAUAUCCUCUUUCCAAAUCUGCCUGGCAAUAUAUUCUGAGGAAUCAGUCUGUCAUUGAGAAUGUGCCAGACACAUGUUACGACCUCAACGCCAGACCACAGUUGGAGGUCGCGUGAGUUUUUGGCUGCCAGAAGCUUUCUCUGAGCCCUUGGUCUGCACAGUUCAGCUCUCACCAUCUAAGGUCUUGUUGUGGUCUAGCCCCAGCCAGCAACUAAACACCACAGAGUCACUCCCACCAGCUGGACCAGGGAGAGAAUAGGAAGUAUAAAAGCCAGGAUACUCGUGGGUGGAAAUAAAGGCAGUUUACUAGGGAAGGCAAAAGCCACACACAAAAGCAAAGCAAAACAAGGAGUUAAUUCCCUGCUUCCUAUGGGCAGGCAGGUGUUCAGCACCUCCAGGAGAGCAGGGCCCUGUCCCAUGGAAUAGUGACUUGGGAAG